AUGGCCGCCGAUGACUUGAUUUGUAUGGUGUCUUUAGGCGAGAAGGCCAUGUUUAUGAAGCUCUGCUCGAAAACACGGUUUUAUGAACUGAAAUUUGAUGUGGCUAAAAGAAUGAAAGUACCUGAAGAAGCUUUAUCCUUGGUAUAUAAAUCCGAGAGGCACCCCAACUUGACUUUUUCAAUUGACAACGAAGAUGACUUAAAGUGCAUGUUGGAGUACAAUCGAAAUGUCGGUUGUACAGAGAUUCACCUGCUCGCUGUUGUUAAUAGUAUUGUUAAUAAAGAGUGUUCCAGUUCUGAAAUAAAGCAGAAAGUUAUUGGUGGAAUCAGUGAUGCCUCUUUGAAUGAAGAAUAUUGUCAUUCCCCUUCUGGCGGAAAUGCUUCCAAUUCAGAGAGAAUCCCAAAUGAUUGCCCGUCUGGUGAAAUUGUAAUGAGAGCUGAUGAUAUUAUCAGUAAAACUUACAACAUUCCAGACUGUUGGCAUACAACAUUAACUGAAAAGGGCCAACAAUUUGAAACUGUUAAUGAUUUAAGACUAGCGUUGCAAUACUAUUCCAUGGCGAAAAAGUUUGACUACGACUUUGUAAAGAAUGAACCUAAACGGCAAUCACGGGCAUCUCGUAGAUUCGUAGCAGAACAAUUGCGACCUGUCUUAAAAGUUCGACCUGAAAUCCGCCCAAAGGAUGUGCAAAAGGAGUUCCUCACUCGAUAUGGAUUGAGACUUGAAUACAGUAAGAUAUGGUGGGGCAAAGAAAGAGCGCAGGAGGCUAUGUACGGUGAUAGUUAUGAGUGUUACGAUCAAUUAAGAUGGUAUGAGCAAAAGGUGAAGGAAACAAAUCCAGGAAGCUACAUUUGCAUUGACCAGAAUGAAGGAAGGUUCAAAAGACUGUUUAUAUGUUAUGCUGCUUGCAUCGUUGGUUUCUUAAAUGGGUGUAGACCUCUAUUAUUUUUGGAUGGGACCUUCUUGAAAGAUAGAUACAAAGGCCUGCUCCUGAGCGCUGUAGCAUAUGAUGGAGACCAAGGGAUAUUUCCACUUGCGUAUUGCAUAUGUGAUCAGGAAAACGUUGAUAAUUGGAGAUGGUUCCUGCAAUGCUUGUGGUCUAUACUGUACGAAAGGCCAGACCCAUACAAUCCUCCCCAUCAACUGGUUAUUAUUUCUGAUGCCGACAAGGGAAUCCAAGAAGCGGUGAGAGAAUAUUUUACUGAAGCAAUUCACUCAAGAUGUGUUCUGCACCUGGUUGAAAAUUUUAGAUCUAAGCUAAAGGAUUUGGGAAUGAAAGCAAAGGACACACAUGUUUUGGGGAAUUUGCUCCAAUCAGCUUGCUAUAAAUACACUGUUGCGGAAUGGAACGACUACAUGAAGGAUAUAUAUGAGAUGUCUCCAGCUGCAUAUGAGAUUGUAAAUAACUACUCGCCAGAGCAUUGGGCGAAUGCCUUCUUCCCUGGCAUUAGGUACUGCCCUCAAUCAUUUCUAGUGAAUAUCCCCUUUUGCAGAUAUGGUCAUGUAACUUCUAACAUUGCAGAAUCCUUUAACAGCUGGAUACGUGAAGCUCGAAUGCUGCGUAUCCUGCAAAUGGUGGAGCAUAUCCGCAAGCAAAUUAUGACUCGCAUGAACAACAGACGCAUAAUGGCUGAAAAGUGGACAAGCUAUCUUUGUCCUAAAUCUGAGCAGAUUGUUAGAGAACAUAUGGAAAGAGGAUCUACGUUAGAGAUUAAGCAAUCUAGAGAUGAUAUAUUCGAAGUGCAAUCAUAG
Asparagus officinalis (garden asparagus) is the source of this 1752-nucleotide messenger RNA. RefSeq lists its product as uncharacterized. Lineage: Eukaryota; Viridiplantae; Streptophyta; Magnoliopsida; Asparagales; Asparagaceae. The transcript has 5 exons. The coding region runs from base 1 to 1752 and encodes 583 amino acids. The record is from RefSeq and is a predicted model, not a curated record.